Messenger RNA from Nomia melanderi (Alkali bee), 7782 nucleotides. RefSeq names its product Nipped-B cohesin loading factor (gene Nipped-B). Gene Ontology annotation, cellular component: Scc2-Scc4 cohesin loading complex. The record is from RefSeq and is a predicted model, not a curated record. NCBI's taxonomy places the organism in Eukaryota, Metazoa, Arthropoda, Insecta, Hymenoptera, Halictidae. Gene Ontology annotation, biological process: establishment of mitotic sister chromatid cohesion; chromatin looping; replication-born double-strand break repair via sister chromatid exchange. Gene Ontology annotation, molecular function: cohesin loader activity; chromatin binding.
UCUACUACGCAACUUCCGCUAACUCGCUGCUGAGCAAAAUGGACGCCUUUGUGUCUGUUUUCUUCGUGUUCGCACUAUAAAUACUGUUUUCACCGCGAUGCACCACCUUUGACAUGGCGAUGUUUACGCGGUGUCGCGAGAAACGUGAGUGAAAAUCGCGCAGUGCCGGCAAAGCGAACGCGUUCACUAGUGAUCGACGGGGAAACGUGUCCAACCAAAUAGGCCACAACCACGGAUGACAAUUGAGCGAAUAUCUUCUCGACGAGAAGUUUCGUGAGCAGAUUCCGCACGGAGGGACCGUUUGUUUUGGCGAAUUGCGUGAAUCUUGAUGCUAUUCACAUAUUGAACCGGCCGGGGAUCUUGGAUUACGAUACGCCUCCCGCCAAAAUUCCAUUCACUGCUCGCAUUCUGCAGUAUAAAUAAUCGUUCCGCGUAGCUGGCGGAAUUCCAUUCACAAGGGAGCUUUCCAGCCUGUAGCAUCUACUUCAGAGGCCAUGUUAUCAUAUGUAUGAUGUUGGAUGGUAGAUAUUCUACGAGUGAAGGACAAGAAAUUACAACCAACAAUGGAUCGUUUAUUGGAGGAUCCUCGAGCUUCUUCAAAAUUUGGUUGAUACAUUCUGGUGCACCAUGGGAACUUAAAAGAGACUUUGUUAAGUUCCCAGUAUAUGCCUUAGUGCUAGUGUUCUUUAAUAAGCGUUAGAUACAAUUCUGUUCAAUAGUGAUGCAAUUCUUAUAUCGGAAUGUCUUGAACAUGCGGGUGUAAAAAAAUUUAACAAUGAUUUCUUUGAACAUUUGUGAGAACAGUGCAUUUAGAUAUGUUCUGUUGAUUUAUAUUUAUCAUAUACUGUGAACAGAACUUUUCUAAUAUGUCAGUGCAGUGUUCGUUACGUUGGAUUAUUCUAUGAACCUCAGAGUACAUGUAAGGACACUGGACCUAAUUUUAAUAAUAUUUUUUGUCCAGGCUGUAAUGCCAGAACAAAUCAAAUUCAAGAUGAACGGGGUUAUACCGAGUGUGCCAAUCACAACUCUCGCUGGUAUUGCGAGUCUUACUGACUUGUUGCCUGAAAUGCCCCUUCCAACACCGCUGCCACAGACAUUGACUAACAAGUCCCUUCUGUUUCAUCCAAGAGUGGCAGAGGAAGCACAAAUAUUACUGAGUGUCCGUAAUGAAAAUUUGGUGCCACAGUUGAUAUUAUCUUUAUCGCAAACAUCCUCCGAUCAUAUAGAACUGAAAGACAAUUAUGCAAAUACUGAACAGCCUUUGGAAACUGAGCAAAAUACACCGGAGUUACUUAAAGCAAUUCUACAAAUAAAUCCUCACGUAUUUAAGGGUCCUCAAUAUAAUUCACCAAGAAAUUGGCCCCAAGGUACGCCUAUGAUGCACAGCAAUCAAACAUCUGCCAAUUACGGACGGUUUUCCCCAUCUUACUCAAGUUCUUCAGGUUCAAGACAAACACCGCAAGGUAGUCCAGCUCAUCCUGCUGCUGCUAGAACAGUACUCCCCCCGCCUACUGGCAUAAAUCCCCUACCUAAUAUGACACCGCAGCCAAAUAUGUAUUCUCCAGCACACAUGAGCUCUCCUGGUACACCAUUAACAACUCUUGGCAAUGUAACACCGCAACACCAUAAUAUGGCUGGUAUGACGCCUCAACACAAUAUGCACAUGGCAUCUCCUAUGCGUGCUAACAUGCCUAUGCAACAACAUCAAACAAUUAAUAUGCAGCAAAAUAUGUUCGAUCCAAUGAUGACUCAAUCAGUACAUCAUCCAUUAGGAACUCAUCAACCAAUGGACAUAGACAGUACAGUGCAGGAGAAUCAACAAUUUUUACUGGAUCCGGUCACAGGUCUUCCAGACAUUGAUUUGCCAAUCGAGAAUAUCGAAGCAAAACAGGCCUUGGAUAACACGACGCAACAUUUACUGUCAACAGCGCAGACCACCUCCUUUCCGAGUAUGGAUACCGGUGACAUGGUCAAUACUUUAAAUACCAAUGCAACGCCAAUGAUACAGCAUCAACAGAACAACAACUCGGAGAAGGGAUUAAAGAUUCCCGGCCCGUUACCGGAGAAAUUGAAGGAACCGGUUGUCAUGUUAGACAGAUUGUCUUUGGCAGAUCAAGCUUUGAUGCAAAAGAGCUUAGCCGCUUUCGCUGAGAAAUCGCCGAGUCGGGCCGCGAAAAUGGGAAUUUCGAAUCGCGAAGAGAAGUCAGACUCGGAAAGCGAGGAGGAAGUAGGUAAGAAUAAUAAAUAUUUUAAAGCACGCGCGAAAGAACGUCAGGUUCAGAGGGAAAAGGAGAAAGCAGAGAGGAAAAAAAGCGACGAGAAAACUCGCAGGAGAAGGAGGGUACUGGAGGACGACGACGACGAGGAUGAGAAGAAGGAGCAACUUUCGCCUACCAAACCAAAAAUCAGGAAAAUCGAGAAGAAACUUGUCCCCGUGUUAGCUAAACUCAGUGUGGAAGAGCUCAUGGAGACCAAUACGUACCAGCGUUUCAAUACAACCAUAGAAACAAUAUUUGAAAACACAGAAGACGUCGCGACCAACGCGGAGUUCGACGAUGACGGUGACGUGCCUCCGGAAUUGUUAAUUCCUAAGUAUCAGUUGCACGAUUUGUGCACGGAAGCAGCCAAGCUGAAAGCGUUAGGGGCAAUGGAGUCAAUUCCCGCGGACAGACUGGUAAGAUUACUAAACAUUUUAGAGAAGAAUAUCCGCGACGGUGCCAAAGUGUCGCCGCUAGCGGAUCCGGACGACGACAUCGACGAAAGCCGAUUGUGGACGCAGCUGGCCAUGGAGAGAGUGCAACGCGCUGUAGACGCGUCUCUGAUCGCGUUGCACAUCAUGACGUCGAACAACAUGCCGAAAAUGGUCUACCUGGAGGACGUGAUCGACAGAAUAGUUCUCUUCAUGAAAUUUCAGCUGCAGAACACGAUUUAUCCGUCUUUCGAUCCUGUUUACAAGAUAGACACAAAAAACAAGACUGACAAUUAUAAUUCUAGUGGUCGUAAAAAGAGGGGUCACAUGAAAGAGGUGCGCGAGAAAAGUAUUCUUCAGGUGUACAACAAGAUGCACGAACUGGUCGGUCUGCUCGCGGAAUUGUUGAACAUACAGGUGUUAACAGAUACUAGUGUUCUGCACGCGUCCACGCUGGGCGUCGCGCCCUUUUUCGUCGAGUCCGUCAGCGAUCUUCAGCUGAGUGCAUUGAAACUUGUCACUGUUAUAUUCACGAAAUACGAGAAACACAGAAGACUGUUGCUAGACGACAUACUCGCGUCUAUAGCCCGACUUCCAAGUAGUAAGCGGAGUUUGAGAACGUAUCGGUUAAACUCCGAGGAUCACAUACAGAUGUUGACCGCGUUAGUUUUACAGCUGAUACAAUGCGUGGUCGUUUUGUCUGACAACGUGAUCCCGCAACAAAAGAAGUCGCAGGAGGAGGAGGAGAAGGAGAAGAAAGAGAAGGAGAAAGAAAAAGAGAAAGAAAAAGAGAAAGAGAAGGAGGAGAAGAAACCGAAUUACGUAGAUGCAGACGUACUGAUCAUUAACAAGUACGAAACGGCCACGAGAAUAGCAGGGAAUUUUUUAACCGUGUUCCUGAACAAAUGCGGCAGUAAAGGUGAGGAGAUCGAUUAUCGACCACUGUUCGAGAAUUUCGUACAGGAUUUGUUGGCCACCGUGAAUAAACCGGAAUGGCCGGCGGCUGAGCUUCUUCUAAGCUUGCUGGGUAAUCUACUCGUAGGGCAUUUUUCGAACAAAAGUUCCGACAUGUCGCUUCGGGUGGCAUCGAUCGAUUACCUCGGCGUUGUCGCAGCGAGACUACGAAAGGACGCUGUCAGUUCUCAUUGCAAAUUGUCUACCAUUGAUCAAAUUAUCAAAGACAUCAAGAUCGAGCAGCAGAAGGAUUCCGAUUACGACCAGGUGAAGGAUAAGGAGAUUCAUGGGUUGAGCGAGGACGAGGAACGGACCGUUUUUUUACAGAAGGUUCUUCUGGACUAUCUGGCAGUAAACGGGACGAAGGACUCUGCGUUGGGCUACGCCCGGCAUUUUUAUUUGGCACAGUGGUAUAGGGACUGCGCGGUGGAGAAGUCGAAGGUCGGUCAGACGAAGAACAGUCCGAGCAAGAAGAUGCACAAGAAGAGAGUAAAGAAGAAAAAUAAACAUCAUUCGAGCGACCAGGAGUCUGAGUCUGAUUUAGAUGAACCGGACCCGGACGAGAACGACAAUAACGAACAGAAGAACUCAGAGGCGUACAGGAUCAUAGAGGAGAAGAAGAAAUACAUAAUAAGUAGAAUAAGGCCGUACAGCACCGGCACAAAGCCGGACAUCCUUCAAACGUAUAUCGAUUACAACUCGGCGGAGCUUAUAUCGCAAUACCUCGCCUCGAAGAGGCCGUUCUCCCAGAGUUUCGAUCGUUACCUGAAGCAGAUCUUGCACGUGCUGACAGAGUCUUCGAUAGCGAUACGAACGAAGGCGAUGAAGUGUCUAACGAUGAUCGUCGAGGCCGAUCCGAGCGUGUUGGCGCGGGUGGACAUGCAGCUGGGCGUGAAACACUCGUUCCUGGAUCACGCGACGUCCGUGAGGGAGGCGGCUGUCGACUUGGUAGGAAAAUUUGUACUAAGUAGGCCAGAAUUAAUAGAUAAGUAUUACGACAUGUUGUCGGCGAGGAUCCUUGACACCGGGGUGAGCGUGCGGAAGCGCGUGAUCAAGAUACUGAAGGACAUCUGCAUGGAGUGCCCGGAUUUCCCGAAAAUACCGGAGAUCUGCGUGAAGAUGAUCAGACGGGUGAACGACGAGGAAGGUAUUAGGAAAUUAGUGAUGGAGGUAUUUCAGAACAUGUGGUUCACGCCCGUCAGGGAACGUCCGACAUUGGACUCUGAGUCACUGUUGAGGAAAGUGAUGAACAUCACGGACGUCGUGGCAGCUAGCAAAGAUAUGGGCCUCGAGUGGUUUGAACAGCUGCUGGUAAGCUUAUUCAAGCCGAAAGAGGACAAAGACGAUAGUACAAAAAUGCAAACCGAGCCUCCGAAGGCGUUGUUGACUGCGUGCAAGCAGAUUGUUGAUUGCCUGAUCGAGAACGUUCUCCGGUUGGAGGAGACCAACCUGGAGGAAUCAGAGAAGUCGGAGAAGAAGGGAUCCUCGCAGAGGUUGGUCGCUUGCCUGACAACCCUCUAUCUGUUCGCGAAGAUACGGCCGCAGUUGCUGGUGAACCACGCGAUCACGUUGCAGCCUUAUUUAAGUUUAAAGUGUCAGACGCAGGGCGAUUACCAGAUAAUCAGCAGCGUGGCGCACACCCUGGAGCUAGUGGUGCCGUUAAUGGAACACCCAAGCGAGACUUUUUUAGCCCAGCUCGAGGAGGACUCCGUGAAACUGAUCCUGCAACACGACCGCUCGGUCGUGGCCAGUUGCCUGUCGUGCUUAGGUUCUAUAGUUAACAACGUGACGAGAAAUUUUAAAUUGAUACGGGACUGCUUUAAGAAAUAUUAUGGACAUUUGACCGAGUACAAAUCGUUCUACGAGAAGGACCCGACGAACCCGAUGCUUCUCAAGUACCGGCCGUUCGUCAGGCGGGCGUUGUUCACGGUCGGCCUGCUGUUGCGGCAUUUCAAUUUCACCGAUCCGGAGGUGAUCGAAGGCUUGGCGGACAACAUCAAGGACCAAGUGUUCGAGACGCUGAACUACUUCGUGAACCUCGACAACGACGACAUCAAACACUUCACUCUUUCAGCGAUCGGUUCCCUUUGUAUACGUCACUACGAAUUCAUGUUGUUGCCCGAGCUAAAGGAGCUCUACCAUCAUUUGCUCACGUCGGAGAACGCAUUGGUCCACAUGAGGAUUCAAGUGUUAAACAACGUGGAGGUGUAUUUACAGGAGGAGGACAAGAGGAUGAUCAAGCAGGAUAUGGAGUGGGCGAAGAUGUCCAAGCAGGAGAACCUGAAGGAGAUGGGGGACGUGUCCUCGGGGAUGGCGAGCACCGUGAUCCAGCUGUACGUGAAGGAGAUUCUCGAAGCGUUCCUCCACGUGAACAUCAGUGUGCGGCACGCCGCCCUUAAGGUUAUCCAAUUGAUCCUAGCUCAGGGUCUGGUUCAUCCGGUUCAAAUCGUCCCAUAUUUAAUCUGCAUGAGCACGGACUGCGAGAAGGCGGUAAGUCACAGCGCGGACAAGCAAUUGCAGGACAUCGAGAAGAAGUAUCCCGGUUUCAUUCACAUGAAGUCGCAACUGGGCAUCAAGCUGAGCUACCGGUUACAGAAGAUCUUGCAGAAUGACAUGACGGUAAGAGGUAUGCGGGUAAAGGAGGGCGAGUUCCCGGGCGCGUUGAACGGUUUUCUGUACACGAUCCUGAGGAAUACGAAGCAGCAGAGGCGGGCCAUUGUUUUGUCCUUCUUGAAGCAGUUCGACGAGUCCGCGAAGACGAGUUUGUCGCAGAUGCUGUAUCUAGCGGACAAUCUCGCGUACUUUACAUAUCAAGUGCAAGACGAGCCGCUGUUCAUCAUCCACCACAUCGACAUCAUCAUCUCAAUGUCCGGGACGAAUCUGUUGCAAUCGUUUAAGGAGGCGUUAUUACCCAAGGAAGGCAGCAACAACCAGCCCCAACAACAGCAGCAACAGCAACAACCACAACAACUGCAGUCGCAGUCUCAAAUGUUAGGUCCCGAUGGUCAACCUCGACCGGAUCAAUUAUUAUCUGCCUUGGAAGACGAAGAGGACGACGAAGAAGAUGAGGACGUCCUAUUGGCGAGGUUACCAGGCGACACCACGUUGCUAAGGGAGUACAUCACGGCCAGCCAAGGAUUCCUACUUCUUCUCACGUUGAGGCAACACCUAAAAGAUCUCUAUGGCUUCUCCGAUCAGAAGAUCGGCCAGUACUCGCCUACGGAGGCCGCGAAGGUCUACGAGAAGGCCGUGAAUCGGAAAAGCAACCUGAUGUUCAAACCAAAGGCCACGUUGCAGAGACUGAAGGAAGGCGUGAACAACCAAGAGUUGGACGCGGAUGGCAGGAAGAAGUUGGUGAAGGAGUAUCUGGACUUCAAGCAGCUGAUGCUGAAGUUCGAUCUCGAGGAGCAGGAAGAAGACGGAAACGACGGUGACGUGAGCGGUAAGCAACACAUGGAAAACGCUAAGAUGACCAACAACGCUGAGAUGGAGGGUAAGCUGACCGAUAACGCCAUGGCCGGUAAUGCGAUGGCGAAUUAUCAGGGCAGCAUGAACUCGACGAUCGAGCAUCCGAACAACUCCGUGAAUUCGAUGGCUGGCUCGGGACCUGUGCCAGUGCCGAUGCACCCGCCGAUGCAUCCGCCACCGGUGCCGCCGCAGAUGCAGCCGCGUGUACCCAAGCUGACGAUACACGCCCAUCCGGAUGCGAAGGAACACCGGAAGCACCGUUCGCACAAAACGGAGAAGGUGAAGAAGCAUAAAAAGAAGAAGAGGAGAAGAAUCUCCGAUAGCAGUGACAGCGGCGAGGACUACAGUGACCCUGACUUUCUGGUGUGAGUGCGGUGGUGUUCCGCGACCCGUGUACAUAUAUAUACGCUGUGUGUGUGGGUGUGGGUGUGAAACUACGGUCCGGCUACUCGCGGGCGGGCCACCGCCAUUUUAGGAGACGCUCGUACACCAACAGUGCCCUGGACACGCUCGCGAAAUGGCGGCGGACUGUUAGAACGUUGGAGCGGUACCGGCCAGUUGGACACGACACGCGACCGACACUGUGUACAGAGAACGCUGGUGCUCUACCGGAGUGCGUGAUACGCGUAAUUAUAAAAAAGAGAGGGAGAGAAAGGGAGAAUGUGUGUAUG